AUGGCGGAAUCAUCCAACGCCAACCCUACGUUCUCUGGUCUGAAGACCGAUGACACCUCCAGUGGGGAAGUCGAGGAAGUAUUGAUGCUAUCUGCCACCCUGGACCUAACAACUCCUGACAGUGGUUAUGACCUCUCAAGCCUGCUAACAUUCGACCCUGAAUCCAUCGAGCCAGCUACGUCUAAAGCAAGUGCAGAAUGCGGGAGGGCGAGUCGGGCUGCCCGGGACGAGGAGCGGCAUGACCCCGAGACGGGGUGCGGGGGCGAGGCGGCGGGGCAGGCGGCUGCGGACUGCGCCGCGGUGUGCUGCUGCUGCCCCAUGGCGCUGCUGGAGGUGCUCCUGCUCGUCGCCGUCCGCCUCCCCGCCGACCUCCUCCGCCGCGCGCGCCUCCGACGACGCCGGAGACGCCGCCGCAGGGGCGGCGACGCGUCGCUGUCGGGGAGCGCCAAGGCGAUGAUCGCGGCCGUGGACGCGCUCGAGGCGGACGAGGCGGCGGCCGGCGCCAGGCGCGCGCAGGCGGAGGUGGAGGCCGCGUCGGAGCUCGAGCGCGAGAUCAUGGCCUCGCGGCUCUACGGCGCCGGCUUCUGGCGCAGCGCCUCCUCACGGUCCAGCUCCUGCGCGUCCUCCGCGCGCCGGCCGUGAACGGCGGCGGCCACGUCAACCUCGUCUUCCCCGUCGAGUGUGCUUGUCU
Lolium rigidum is the source of this 691-nucleotide messenger RNA. RefSeq lists its product as uncharacterized. The transcript is spliced from 4 exons. NCBI's taxonomy places the organism in Eukaryota, Viridiplantae, Streptophyta, Magnoliopsida, Poales, Poaceae. The record is from RefSeq and is a predicted model, not a curated record. Bases 1 to 642 code for a protein of 213 amino acids.